Molecule: messenger RNA, 1020 nt
Organism: Equus quagga
Lineage: Eukaryota; Metazoa; Chordata; Mammalia; Perissodactyla; Equidae
Gene: MAGEB17
Product: MAGE family member B17
Exons: 1
Coding region: 1-1020 (339 amino acids)
Biological process (GO): negative regulation of transcription by RNA polymerase II
Cellular component (GO): nucleus
Source: RefSeq, a predicted model, not a curated record
AUGCCUCGUGGUCAGAAGAGUAAGCUCCGUGCCCGUGAGAGACGCCGCCAGGCCCGGGCUGAGGACCAGGGUUUCGGGGGUGCUCAGGCCACUGCAGCAGUGGAAGAAGAGUCCUCCUCUUCCUCCUUGCCUGUUUCUGGGGGUACUCCCUCGAGCUCCCCUGCUGCAGGCACUCCCCAGAAGUCUCAGAGAGCCCAAACCGCCAGCUCUUCUGCUGCAGCCACUUUCUGCACAAGUUCUGAUGAAAGCGCCCACGAGGAAAAUGCAAGUUCCUCCCAGGCCCCACCCUCCUCUGAGAGCUCGUGCAAAGAUCCUCUGAUCAGGAAGACAGGCGAGUUGGUGAAGUUUCUGCUGUACAAGUAUAAAAUUAAAGAGCUCAUUACAAAGGCAGAGAUGCUGAAGAUUGUCAACAACAAGUACAAGAAGCACUUCCCAGAAAUCCUCCAGAGUACCACCGAGCACUUGGAGCUGGUCUUUGGCCUUGACCUGAAGGAAGUCAACCCCAGUGGUCGCUGUUAUGCCCUUGUCAGCAAACUAGACCUUUCUGAUGAAGGGGCUCUGAGUGGUUCCACGGGCUUCCCCAAGAAUGGGCUCCUGAUGCCUCUCCUGGGCAUGAUCUUCAUGAAUGGCAACCGCACCACCGAGGAGGAGAUGUGGAAAUUCCUGAAUCUCUUAGGAGUCUAUGAAGGGAGGAGGCACUUCAUCUUUGGGGAGCCCAGGAAGCUCAUCACCCAAGAUUUGGUGGAGCAGAAGUACCUGGAGUACCGGCUGGUGCCCAACAGUGAUCCUCCAUGCUACGAAUUCCUGUGGGGUCCAAGAGCCCAUGAUGAAACCAGUAAGAUGAAAGUCCUGGAGUUUUGGGCCAAAGUCAAUCAUAGUGCCCCCAGUUCCUUCCAGGCCCAGUACGAGGAGGCUUUGAGAGAUGAGGAAGAGCGAGCUCGAGCCAGAGCUGCAGCCAGGGCUGCUGCUAGUGCCAGGAUCCGCUCCAGGGCCAUGGCAGGCAGAUCCUCCCAGCCUUAG